GACCUCACUCUCUCUUUUUCAUUCAAGUCUCUCUCUCUCUUUCUUCCUAAUUUUACCCCCAAACCCUCCCAAUUAUUACUGAAACGCCACUGCUCUCUCUCGUCGGAACUCCGGUGAAGAAGAGGAGGAGAUGGAUGUAGGAGUGUCUACAGCGAAGUCUAUACUCGCGAAGCCUCUGAAACUGUUGACUGAAGAGGACAUUUCUCAGCUCACUCGCGAAGACUGCCGCAAAUUCCUCAAAGAGAAAGGAAUGCGCAGGCCUUCGUGGAACAAAUCUCAGGCGAUCCAGCAAGUUUUAUCACUUAAAGCUCUCUAUGAGCCCGGCGACGAUUCCGGCGCCGGAAUCCUCCGUAAGAUCCUCGUUUCUCAGCCGCCAAAUCCGCCUCCUGUUACAACAACGUCGACUGAGCUAAGCAAUGAGCUCGAACCUUGUGGCAAGAAUCGUUUUCAGGAAGAUGAAGGUCCGUGCCAUAGAAGGGAUUCUCCAAGAUCAGCUGAGUUCUCCGGUGGUUCAGUUGAGAAAGAUACCUACAAGACUGUUGUUACUCCCAGAAGUCCAGCUAAGUCAAGUGCACUAGUUGGGCAAAUGACGAUAUUCUAUAGUGGAAAAGUGAAUGUGUAUGAUGGAGUACCAUCUGAAAAGGCCCAGUCACUCAUGCACUUUGCAGCCAAUCCAAUUGAUUUGCCGGCAAAUUGUAUCUUUUCUUCUACUAGUACGCCCAUGAGUAAAGAGAAGAUGGUGAAACUCCCCCUAACUGGUCUUGAGAGGGCGAAUUCUUCUCGUGAUUCUGAUAUGGAGGGUCAGGCGAACAGAAAGGUGUCGUUGCAAAGAUAUCGUGAAAAGCGGAAGGACAGAAGAUUCCUUAAGGCCAAAAAGUCUCCAGGAGUUGCGUCUUCUAGCGUGGAACUGUUUCUAAAUCGUCAGCCACGAAUGAAUGCUGCAUAUUCACAAAACUUUGGCCGAACAAGAUCUCCACUGCAGAGCCAGUCACCUGAAAACCAAACAAAAAGUCCCAAUCUAUCAGUUGAUCUAAACAGUGAAGAUAUUUAACAAGAUGCCAAAACGUGGAGGUGCUAUUAAUAGCAUUGGUAAGGUUAUUAAAAUAAGAAGAACCUUCUCUUCAGAUGGGCUUCUUUGCGUUUCCGUGUCGCACUCAUAAUUUUUGGUCUAUAGUUUUUGUGAAGCUUCGUAGGUUAGUGGUAAGUUCUUGUUUCUGAUUCUUUUUUGGGGGGACUAGAGAGAAACAAGAAGCAAGAGAGGGAAAAAUGAAACAAGGGCUUUCAUUUUUCUUGUUAGUAAUGUGUAAAUGCCGUCUUUUUAACGACAAGACUAUUUUCGCCAAACUGUUUGUUUAGCUUUGACUACUUCUUUACCAAACCUUUCACUUCU
Messenger RNA from Camelina sativa (false flax), 1390 nucleotides. RefSeq names its product protein TIFY 4A. Lineage: Eukaryota; Viridiplantae; Streptophyta; Magnoliopsida; Brassicales; Brassicaceae. Gene Ontology annotation, cellular component: nucleus. Gene Ontology annotation, biological process: response to wounding; regulation of defense response; regulation of jasmonic acid mediated signaling pathway. The record is from RefSeq and is a predicted model, not a curated record.